Messenger RNA from Racocetra fulgida, 504 nucleotides. The record is from the annotation of a GenBank genome assembly. Lineage: Eukaryota; Fungi; Glomeromycota; Glomeromycetes; Diversisporales; Gigasporaceae.
AUGAGGUCAAAAGAUUUAGUCGUAAAAACUAAACCAUCUAAGAAAAAAUCGAAUCCAAUUAUUAUCACGGUAAAUGUUGAGCAUCCUCCCGCUUUGGAUGCGGAAUCCUUCGUUUUAAAAAAAAAAGGUCGCUGUUUGAAGUUUCCCAAUGCAUUCGUCUUUUAUCGGACUGCAUAUAAUCAAACAUUGCGUAGUAAAGGAAUAAAGUUAUCUCAAAGCGAUGUGUCUGCGUCGGCCUCCGCAGUAUGGAAUAGUCUUUCGGCAGAAAUUAAAACUUUCUAUUUUAACUUCGCAUCUGACGUGCGUGAACGAUAUCUCUUGAGAUAUCCGGUCUCAUAUUAUCGAUGCGAAUAUAAGUCUGAAUCUAAGUCUAUUGUUACAUCAAAAGAUGAACCAAAAAAGUUGAAAAAAUACAAUUUUGUGUAUGAAAAUUACAAUCCAAAAGUCGUAAAGAAAACUUCUUUUCAAGAAACUCAACCAACAAAAGAAAGUAAAGAGGCUUGA